Messenger RNA from Amphimedon queenslandica, 2311 nucleotides. RefSeq names its product intersectin-1-like. Gene Ontology annotation, biological process: intracellular signal transduction. The transcript has 28 exons. Bases 103 to 2166 code for a protein of 687 amino acids. The record is from RefSeq and is a predicted model, not a curated record. Gene Ontology annotation, molecular function: guanyl-nucleotide exchange factor activity; protein binding. NCBI's taxonomy places the organism in Eukaryota, Metazoa, Porifera, Demospongiae, Haplosclerida, Niphatidae. Gene Ontology annotation, cellular component: cytoplasm.
CCCUCAUUUAGCAGUUCCACUGUUUGGAAUCACGCGAAGAGAGAAAGACCUCUUCUCUCGCUCUUAGCUCCCGUACCCUCCACUGUUGUCAGCCCAGGAGUCAUGAAUGGAACCCUGAGAGACAGUAACGUCUCUUCUCCUAAUAAAGCACUGGAUAGAUACAUAGCCCUGUGGAAUUUUACAGCACAGAGACCAGAUGAGCUAAGUUUACAAAAAGGUGACAUACUCCUAGUAGCAGAGACAUUUGAUGAUGGGUGGAUGAGAGGACUCAGAAUAAAAGACUUGGAGAUCGGGUUCUUUCCGCUCAAUUAUGUAUCAGAAGACACCUCACCGAUUUAUAGACUGAGUGAAAUCCCCGUCCGCUCUAUGGAAGACUAUCGUAAUGAUCCUCGUUUCUCUGAAUCUGACUCAUCAAGAAGAUCAAAAAUAGCUCUGGAAAUGUAUACAUCAGAGGAAACUUAUCUGAGGAAGCUAAGAAUGCUGAAUGAAAAAUUUGUCGAGCCACUCAAAUCACUGACUGUCAUUCCUCACGAAGACUAUGGGCCUAUCUUUUCUCAUAUACAACCACUCCUGAGUCUUAGUGAGAGUCUUAAUGUUCAGCUAAAGUCAAGAAUGGAAGGUUGGGAUGAUAAGCUGACUCAUAUCGGAGAUGUUUUUGUUCAAAUGGGAGCACAUUUUAAACUGUUUAUGACGUAUGCAGUCCACCAUACCAUUGGAAGACAGGUUUUGAUGAAAAUAUCAAAGCAGGACAAGUUUCAGAAGUGGCUAGAGAAGACUGAGCUCGAGUGUCAGAGAACUCUUGAUUCUCUCUUGCUGGAGCCCAUUCAGAGAGUCCCGAGAUACGAGCUUCUCCUUAAAGAUCUUUUAAAACAUACCCCCGAGGAUCAUUGUGAUCACACUGCAGUCAAAGACGCACUAGUCCUCAUACAGAAAAUUGCAACUGAUUGUAACGAGAACAUAAGACGAGCUGAGAAUGAGUUGAGGUUGUUUGCUAUUUCUAAAAGAUUCCCUAAUGAGGAUGUGGACAUUGUCCAGGCCAAGAAAUAUUUCAAGAGAUCUCGAAAAGAAGGAGCCACUUUAAAGAAAAGAAAGCCUUUACUGGAGACUGGGCCAAGAGACAGUCUUAGUUUUAAGUCAUUCUUUGAACUAGAGCACCAAAGGCAAUUCAUUAAAGAGGGUACAAUAUACAAGACUAGUAAUGACUUCAGUGAUUCAAUCGAUAGAUACAUAUUCCUAUGCAGUGACGUGAUCCUCAUUGCACAGGCGACAAGUAAGAACAAGCGUUCCUUCAGACUCAAAGAGAGAGUAAUGCUUGUCCAUGCUUGGAUCAGUGACACAUUUACUGGCAGUUCAUCGACUAAUCCUCACAUACCAGACAAAGGCUUUAUUCUUGGCACUCCUAAUAAGUUGUAUCGGUUUGUGGCUUCCACAGUAGAAGAGAAAGACUCGUGGUAUAAUGAGAUACACAGGCACAUUCUAGCACAGAAGCAACUCUUUAGUAAAUUGAUUAUUCAUUUGGGUAUACCAGAUGAGGUGUACUAUUGUGCCCAUGUCAAGUCCAAAAUCAGUUAUUUGGGGAUGCUUAAGGACGAAUUAAGUUUCAGAGCUGGUGAUGAGUUGUCUAUCAUUGGUUUUAAGGACACUAAUGACAGAUGGAAGCCAGGUCUGUAUUCUUCAGAGGAGCCAUUUGAUCCUUCUCCUGAUUGGUAUCUUGGGAUCAUUGAUGAUAAUUUUGGUUGGUUUCCUUCGCAAUGUGUCUCCAGUCAUGACAAUAAACCAUUGGAACCAUCAAAUGAUGAACUUACACCUGCUCCCAUGUACAUGAUACUGAAUAUGAAGCAAAGGAUGGUUGAUGUGACUGGGAGGGAAAUACCGCCACUGAGAGACAGUGAGAGGGUAGCUAGAGUAUACACUGGGGAUGGAGUCUUUAAGACUUUGAGGAUACCAGUUGGUAGUACGAUUGAAGAUGUGGUCAGGAUGUACUUUAGAGUUGAGAGUGAGCUCCACUUGCAAUGGACCCUUGUCGAAAUGUCGCUAGAUGAAACUGUUCAAAGGCCAUUGGACCCUUUUGAAGAUCCCAGUCGUGUUGUAGACUUCUGGGGAAAAAACAAAGAUCAAAUGAAAUUCUUUCUCCGUCAGACAGUGUUAUCAACAAUGGCAGAUUAAAACUAUAUUCAUUAUCGCUUAUUUUGAUUAUUUAUUCUCCGAUUUGUCUCAUGCACAAACACACACACAAAGUAUUUGAUAUGUACCAUAUUUUGAUCUGUACCAAUACUUUUUAUUAUAGUAAAAACUCAAAAGCUCACCUGUA